CUCACGUUGAUGUUACCAAUGGUAUCGCUUUUUAGCGUUUGGUUAAUUAAAAAAAAAAAGAACAGUAUUGGAAUAAAAAGGGAGAGAAAAUAAGGGCAGAAAUACUCCCUCUCCCCCCAACACACGCGCACACACACGCAUACGCGCGCACACACACGCACAUACACACGCACUCUUUCGGAGGCUCGCGCCCUCUUAGAAUAGCAGGUUCCUGCAUGUGCCAAGAAUCCGGUCCCGGAGAAAUGAGGCGCUUUUCACCACCAGGGCGUUCCCAGCUGGUGACUGCUGGCUGCCUGGAGCCUGCAAACACCUGGCGUAGUUAUUGGGGGGCCACGGAGACUUCUGCCACGCACUGGUAGGUUCUGGAGCUGGAGGCAGAGCGCUCAGAAGGGUUUCCUGUGUGUCAGCAACUUCACUUUGCCGAGAUACCGGCGGAAGAGCGAAGGAGCGCGCGCCGGCCAAUCGCCUGCCAGCAGCGACCGCUGACUGAGCGCACCCCUCGCCCUCGUCGCCGACUCCGGCAGCCGCAGCCCGGCAGAGGCCGAGCGCACCGCGCCGCGGAGAAUCCCCGCUCUCCAGGGGACGCCUCCGGGUCCCCACGGUGUUCCGGCGGGUGCGGGCUGGGUCUCGGCCGAGGCACGCCCUUCACUUCCCGGCGGAGCGCGGACUAGCCCGGCUGCCCAAACUCCGCCCACCCUCGUGGGGGGCCCCGCUCUCCCGCCUGCCCCCUGUCUCAGGACGGAUCCCGGCUUCGGCAGAGCCCAGAGCUGAGCGGACGACCACAAGUAGGCGACUGGGAAGCGCACGGGUCUGCGGCCGCGCGCGCUCGGAUGGCCCCCGGCGCUGAGCGCAGGGCGGGCUGAGGAAGCGGAGGGCGCCCAGACACCGAGCCGCCGGUUUCUAAGCUCACCCCGCGGAGCCGCCGCCUAAGUCGGGGAGGAGAGAAUGACCGAGGUGCUGUGGCCGGCCGUCCCCAACGGGACGGACGCCGCCUUCGUGGCCAGCCCGGGUUCGUCUUGGGGGAACGGCACGGUCGCCCCCAGCGCCGCCGUCGCUGCCUCGUUCCGAUGCGCCUUGACCAAGACGGGCUUCCAGUUCUACUACCUGCCCACCGUCUACAUCCUGGUGUUCAUCACCGGCUUCCUGGGCAACAGCGUGGCCAUCUGGAUGUUCCUCUUCCACAUGAAGCCCUGGAGCGGCAUCUCCGUGUACAUGUUCAACCUGGCCCUGGCCGACUUCCUGUACGUGCUGACCCUGCCGGCCCUCAUCUUCUACUACUUCAACAAGACCGACUGGAUCUUCGGCGACGCCAUGUGCAAACUGCAGCGCUUCAUCUUCCACGUGAACCUCUACGGCAGCAUCUUGUUCCUGACGUGCAUCAGCGCGCACCGCUACAGCGGCGUCGUCUACCCGCUCAAGUCCCUGGGCAGGCUGCAGAAGAAGAACGCCGUCUACAUCAGCGUGCUCGUGUGGCUCGUGGUGGUGGCGGCCAUCUCCCCCAUCCUCUUCUACUCGGGUACCGGGGUCCGCAAGAAUAAAACCGUCACCUGCUACGACACCACCUCGGACGAAUACCUGCGAAGUUACUUCAUCUACAGCCUGUGCACCACGGUGGCCAUGUUCUGUGUCCCCUUGGUGCUGAUUCUGGGCUGUUACGGAUUAAUUGUGAGAGCUUUGAUUUACAAAGACCUGGACAACUCUCCUCUGAGGAGAAAAUCGAUUUACCUGGUCAUCAUUGUACUGACUGUCUUUGCUGUGUCUUACAUCCCUUUCCAUGUGAUGAAAACCAUGAACUUGAGGGCCCGGCUGGAUUUUCAGACCCCAGCCAUGUGUGCUUUCAAUGACAGGGUUUAUGCCACUUACCAGGUGACAAGAGGUCUGGCAAGUCUCAACAGCUGUGUGGACCCCAUUCUCUAUUUCUUGGCGGGAGAUACCUUCAGAAGGAGACUCUCACGAGCGACCAGGAAAGCUUCCAGAAGGAGUGAGGCUAAUUUGCAAUCCAAAAGUGAAGACAUGACCCUCAACAUUUUGUCUGAAUUCAAGCAGAAUGGAGAUACAAGCUUGUGAAGAGGCACAGGGAUCCCCAAACCUUCCUUUUGUAACGUGGUAGGAAGCUUAAAGAAAGCCAAGCACUUCUUUCCCGCCCCCUGUCCCUUUAAGUUUCUAGUAAGUUUAGAGAAAAAUCAAACGAAGACAAUAGUGAGUUAAAAAAAAAAAAAAAACAGAAGUAGAGAUACCUACAUCCACAUUUAGCCUGUUUGGGUUUGCUUUCAAAGCUUCUUUUCUUUCUGACUGUAAGUAUGUGUAGUAAAACAAUACUACUUAGUUAAAUAUUUACUUUCUCUUCUGCCUUUAAAAUGACAAGCUUUUCUCUUUAAAGGGUGUGUGCGUGUAAGUACUGAGGCUAUUUUGAUAUUAGUAAUGUCUUUACGAAAACUAGCCACCUGAAAUCUGAGUUUCUGAUUUGUCUAACCUUUCUUUUUAAUAAUUCGUGGUAGGAAGAAAUCAAAAAUCCACAUCCUCAAAAAUACUUAGCGUAGAAUAGCAGAACACUAAACAACAGUUCAUUCAAUAUCAGAGGAACGGAUCUCGGAGUGAUGGCUUUUGGUGAUAAUUGAUGGAGUGUCUUCAGAGAAUUUGAUAGAAAAGUCAAGUCAAUGAAUUUUAAAGCCUGAGAAAAGAUUGUUUUCCAGUUAUUUCUGGCAAACUGCUCAUUAUACAUUGGGUGCUAAUGUUUGAUGGUAGAAGCCUGCAAAUUCUCUCUUGCUGGUAAAAUGCAUUCCAAAUCAUUACAGUACAUGGAUUUUCCUUGUAAACACCGUGGACUUCCUUAGACUUCCUGUGAUGAAGAGUAUUUACUUGCGCCACUGCUGUGCAAUGCCUUUAGGACUGUCAUUGUGUUCCAGGACAAAGUACUCAUUCACAUCUGUAAAAACAAUUUAAAAAUCACAGAUAGAUUGCAGACCAAAACUGGAGCAAAGUUGAACAGCUGUUAGCAAGUUGAAGGAUGUUGAGCAGGACAGUAUUUCAGAAAAGGAGGGGUGGACAGUCAACCUCACCACACAUGAACUACAAGUAUAUUCUCAAAUGGAUGUGGCAACUGGGGGUGGGCAGAAGACAUUUUAGAAAAAGGACUUUAGUUUAAAUGAAAAGCCUGGUGGAGAAGGUCCCUUACUGCUUCUUCAAAAUGUUUCUAAACAUUAAAGCAAUAUGAAAAGAAGUAGUCAGAGUUUAUAUAGAUUGCAUUGACAGACUAGGAAGCUCUAAUGUUUUAAUGAAUCAUACAUCUUAGUAUUUAAAGAAAAAAAUUUGCAAAGAAAAAUAUGGAGAAUUAUAUUCAGGCACCUAAGGUACUACAACCCUGAAAAGUCAGCUAUAGAAGAGAAGACGUCUAGAGUGUGUUCUUUUGUAUUUGUUCUCUCCCAUUGGUGAAAAACUUGGAAAAUGCUUUAACAACUUUAAUAAUCAUUUUCAGCGAAUAUUGAAUUGCUGCAGUUCUAGCACCUCAGAUGGUCACAUUCUAUAUGAUGAGAAUAAUGAGAUUAGGUAACGCAAUUAAUAACCUCAAACAGUUAAGUCUGGUGUCAAAGGAUUUUUCAUUUUGAAAGCAAGCCCCAUAAAAAUAUCAUCAGAGUUUGCAACUGAUGGUGGAAUAACUUGUUUGCAAUCACUUUAGCAAAGUAAUAGGGUAUUGUAUGUUCAGGGAAGAAAGAACCCUGCAGAACUUAAUGAUAGGAAAUUCAGAGCUUGAUUUCGGUUAUUGUAAUGCAUGUCUAGACUGACGAUUUGUGAGCACUUCAGAGGUGCUUCAGUUUACCAAUCUCUACCCACUGAGCUCCAUGGAGAAAGUCUGCGUUUAGCCUCUGAAACAGUGCUCUUUACAUGUUCUGUCUUAAUGCACAGGAUUCUAGAAACCAAAUUAAGAAUUAAUUUACCAUAUCUCUUCAUUUAAAGGCGAGGGUUUAAAAAGUUCUCAUUUAGUCAGGCUCACAAUACUGUCUGUUUUAAAAUCAUAAAAUACAAAAUCUGAAAUAUGCCAUUUUUGUAAUGAGCCUGUCAAUCAUAAUCAGUGUGAGAAGAUCAAUAUCAUUAAACUAAACAAGAUGGAAAUUACAGAGCCUGUACCAUAAUCGAACUAAUAGGCUAAAGGAACACAUUUCUGUAUUUCUUCACCAUUUACUUUAGUUUGUUUUUUUCUUUUAGGUAUCAGAAUGCCCAGCCUGAUUUAGAAUAUGUAUUAAAUACAUUGUUUCAGCAUCUAUAGAACUUUCUUGGGGAGUAUGGAUCCACUGAGAAGGUGCACAGUGAUUAGGAAGGGCCUUUUUUUUUUUUUUUUUACUACUUGGCAUGUGUUUUCCAAAGUGGUUCCUCUUUAGCUUCAGAUAUCGCAUCGUGGACAUUAAUGACGUGAAUGCAUGCCAAGUAGUAACAAGAAUGAUCUUGCCACUUUCUUCUAGGCCAAAAGAAGUCUCUGGGAAGAUCUAUGCUAAUGGGGGAAAGAGGGUCAGAAUGAAGCGGUGAUCUAUUGGCUGAAAAGCUAAUUCAUGUCAUAUGGUAAUAGAAGUAUUUGAAUAAUAAAGGCAGAAAUCUGUGGUGUUUAGAUACCAGCAUAGCUAAAAUCAUAGAACCUAUUAACUUAAUUUCACACUGCAAAAAUAUUUUAAUACCAAGUUCAGGGUGUUGCUUCCAAAUUGGCUUAAUUCUUUGAGUACCCUGUUGGCUUAUGCUGAAAUAAUAAAAGACGAACUAAGAAAAAAUACAGCAUGCAAGUCAGGAUGCAGAGUUAAAAUUCUGAUGUUGCCACUGAGCCAGCUGUGGGACUCUCAGCCCUUUCAGGACCACUCAUCAUAGUUUAGAAAGGUUGGAUGACAUCCACUUCUUGUGGCUUAGGGGAUAUGAUGCCACGUGAAAACUAGACAUAAGGAGUGUGUAAAAUCUGCUACUGUGUUUUCCAGGACUCUUCAAUCCAGUCCUUGGCUAAAAAUUUCUACGAAGUUCACUGAUUGUGAUGUUGAGCUGUAAAUCAUCUGAAUGUAUUCAGACAGGACACUAAACUGUCUUUGAAUACUGUAGAUGUUAAUGCUUACUUACUGCAGCCGGAAUUCCAUGAGUGAUAGUGCUUCAAGAUGUGAUACUAGUUAGGGCCUAUUGAAGCUUCUUUAACUUUGCUGGUCAAAUUAUAACUGUCAUAAUUGUAUUUAUUGAUGAAGUGUACAGUCCUUUAGUCGUACAGAUUAAAAAACUUGCUUGAAAGAUCCAAGAAACUGAUGUAAAUUCUAUUUAUUACAGUGUAUAAAUUAAUGUUUUAAACUGGUGUAUUUUGCAUAAUAUAUGAUGCAUAGAUAAAAUCAGAGUUGUAUAUUACUAUGCUUUUCACAUAUCAGUAUCUUGAAAUAUUUAAAUCUUCAGAUAUUUUUGGUUUAAGACCUGAAAAUGUUUUGUGAUAUGAGUGAUUCGUUUUCCCAAGAAAUACUUUUGCAUGUUUACCUUUUUACGUAGGGUUUUUUUCUGUAUAGACCCAAUUUAGUGUCAGACUAUCAUAAGAUUAUAGUGACUAUAAAAUGUCUUUAGUGAUAUGGGGUCUUUAUUGCCCACAUUUUAUAAAUAUUAUAGAAAGGUCUGUAUGUCUUUUCAGGAAGUUGAGAAUUUUGCCCCUAAAUGCAAAGCUUCCGUUAUUAAAUGCAAAAGCCUUGUCUUUCAUUCAGAGUUGAUCUCUCAUUUUUAGACCUGCAGUGGGAUGGGCAUUAAAGAUUCAGCAGUAGAAUUGAAGUAAAAACUUCAGGGAGAUGAGGAGAGGAAAAGGCAGCUGGUACAAUCAGUUACUGCUACUCAGUUUUACUUACAUUUUUGCAUUGUGUUGCUUCUUGAGGCGAAAUAGUAUAAUCUUAAUUUUUUUUAAGGUUCAGUCUUUUAGUAACACACUACCAGCAAGUUUAACACUGCUAUUGAUUUCGAUCUGUUUUCUUCGUUCAAUUGCUAACUUUAAUUACAAGUUUUGUAGUGAUAACUGUUGUUUCUUUUGGCUGCUGAAUUCUGUUACAGUUUUUUGUUCUGUUGUACAUUGUAUUAUAGAUAUCAUCACAAAUUAAUAUGAAGGUGAAUGUACGUUACAUAUCAAAAUUUGUGAAUUUGAAUUAUACUAUGUCUUAGUGCUUUUGCAAAAAAAAAAGUUUAUUUUUAUAUUAUCUGUAAUUUUAAUAGAGAUAAUUGAACUAGAUUUUGUGAGUGAUCGUGCCAUUGAAUGAGUGGUAUGGAAACAGUGUUACUUGACAUUUUGAGCUUUCUCAGGUCUAUCUAAAUCAGUGGUAGAAGAACAAAUGUAGAUUCAUUGUGCAAAUUGUGUUUUAAUAAAAAGAAAGUACAUUUCUGGUACUAGCAUAGUGUUGUUGCUCGCGAGAGUAUGCAGAAUAUUGUAUGUUUGUGUGUGAGAGUGUGUGUGUGUGUCUGUGACUAAGGCAUGGCAGCUGACUUUGUAUCUGCUAUUUAUAGUGCCAGCAGAACUUGAUAAUUGUGGUCACUAUAAUUGUACUUACCAUUGACAAUUAAAACCGAAAGUCAAUAAAACUAUGAAACAUG
Molecule: messenger RNA, 6576 nt
Organism: Nycticebus coucang (slow loris)
Lineage: Eukaryota; Metazoa; Chordata; Mammalia; Primates; Lorisidae
Gene: P2RY1
Product: purinergic receptor P2Y1
Exons: 2
Coding region: 946-2067 (373 amino acids)
Biological process (GO): platelet activation; phospholipase C-activating G protein-coupled receptor signaling pathway; relaxation of muscle
Cellular component (GO): plasma membrane
Molecular function (GO): ATP binding; G protein-coupled ATP receptor activity; G protein-coupled ADP receptor activity
Source: RefSeq, a predicted model, not a curated record